Messenger RNA from Ctenopharyngodon idella (grass carp), 1406 nucleotides. Its product is annotated as GDP-L-fucose synthase-like. Gene Ontology annotation, biological process: nucleotide-sugar biosynthetic process. The transcript has 10 exons. The coding region runs from base 238 to 1206 and encodes 322 amino acids. NCBI's taxonomy places the organism in Eukaryota, Metazoa, Chordata, Actinopteri, Cypriniformes, Xenocyprididae. The record is from RefSeq and is a predicted model, not a curated record. Gene Ontology annotation, molecular function: GDP-L-fucose synthase activity.
UAAGAGCCGCACAUGCGCACUAGCUGGACCAACCGGAAACGCUUUUACCGCUAUUUGAGCUUAAGCAACAUUUUUGGGACGGUGCACGUCAGAUUUUACUGGUUUUUCCACAUUCCAGAAAGUAGGAAUUGAUUUUACAUUAACAAAACAGCUGCCCGGAGGCCAUGAAAAAUAUGGCAAGCGAGUGAACUGACUUUCAUCGAAAAGGACUUUGACAACAGUGACGCCAGAGAGCAGAUGGACGGGCCAGUUGGGGCGAUGCGUGUGUUGGUGACGGGCGGCAGUGGGCUGGUGGGGCGAGCGAUAGAGCGGGUGGUGAAAGAGGAGGAGGGAGGGAGAGAAGGAGAAGAAUGGAUAUUCCUGUCAUCCAAAGAUGCCAAUCUCAUGAGCGCUGAAGAGACGAGAUCAGUUUUCCAGAAACAUCGUCCGACACACGUCAUUCAUUUGGCCGCCAUGGUAGGCGGGCUCUUCAGAAACAUGAGACAGAACCUGGACUUCUGGAGGAAUAAUAUAUUUAUCAAUGACAACGUGCUGCAGACGGCUCAUGAGUUCGGGGUGGUGAAGGUCGUUUCUUGCCUGUCCACGUGUAUAUUCCCGGAUAAAACCACCUACCCCAUAGAUGAGACCAUGAUCCACAACGGUCCGCCACAUGAGUCUAAUUUCGGUUAUGCCUACGCCAAACGCAUGAUUGAUGUCCACAACAGGGCGUGUUUUCAGCAGUACGGUCGGCGAUACACCGCCGUCAUUCCUACCAAUGUUUUUGGACCACAUGACAAUUUCAACAUUGAGGACGGUCACGUUCUGCCGGGGUUGAUCCACAAGACUUACCUGGCAAAGAAGGAAGGUAAACCUCUGCAGGUCUGGGGUUCAGGUCGGCCUCUACGGCAGUUCAUCUAUUCUCUGGAUCUGGCUCGUCUGUUUCUGUGGGUUUUGAGGGAGUAUGACGAGGUGGAGCCCAUCAUUCUGUCAGUUGGAGAGGAGGAUGAGUUGUCCAUAACGGACGCUGUGGAUGCUGUGGUUGAAGCGUUGGGGUUCAAAGGUGACGUGAUUUAUGACACUAGUAAAGCAGACGGUCAAUUCAAGAAAACCGCCAGUAACGCCAAACUACGCAAAUACUUGCCAGACUUCAAGUUCACACCGUUCAAAGCAGCUAUCAAGGAGACGUGUGAUUGGUUUGUGGCCAAUAAUGACAUCGCCCGUAAAUGAAGAUCUUCACAUCUCAUUGGUUGUGGGGUAGCUUCAGACUGACGGCAGAUCUGGGUUCCAUAGUAGCUUUCAUUGGCCAAGGACCGCCCAGAGGCCAUGUAAAACAACCAAUCACAGUUUGUUUUGUUCUGCGCCAUGUUUAGGGGCUUGAAAAUGUAAAGUCAAUGUCCCUACAAUAAAAGACCAGCUUGUAAAACAUA